Messenger RNA from Aspergillus affinis, 2172 nucleotides. RefSeq lists its product as uncharacterized. The coding region runs from base 1 to 2172 and encodes 723 amino acids. Lineage: Eukaryota; Fungi; Ascomycota; Eurotiomycetes; Eurotiales; Aspergillaceae. The transcript has a single exon. The record is from RefSeq and is a predicted model, not a curated record.
AUGCCGGCACUGGACAUUCCCGAGGCCGGGUUGUCUCUCUGCAGAGACAACCCUGCCGCGAAGCCCCCCCAGAUCAUGCGGUUGAAUCUGGCCCAGAACACCCUCGACGACAUAAUACAAAGUUUACGAAACGACCAGUCCGCUCGAGUUCGUCUAGGGAAACAUGCGGCUCUCUACUACGGCUCCAAAUCCCAGCCCUUCCACUCUUUCCCCGAAUCGCUUCCCUCCGAGAUCUACCGCGGCAGCUCCGCUGACAAAGAGAACCUAUAUUUCACGGGUCUUCUGAGCCACAGCUUGGAGGUGGAAAAGGCCAAGGAGGCGACCGCGGCCACCGACCAGGCCUUGGCCAACCUCGAGCAGAGCUUGAACGCCUUCGAAAGAGGAAAGGAAUCCAAGAAGACUCAUAUGAUUUCAAGCCUCGGUGACGUUCGAGCUUUGCGAGCAGGUGACGGUCGGUCCACCAGCGGACGCCAGGGUGCCCUCUUGGCCGGCCGAUCCUCGGGCAAAGCGGAAUUGGAGAAAGACCGGUUGCUGAAAAACAAUGCUCCCAAUCGCUCCGUCUCCUCCAGCCCGGCCCUAGGCGUUGCUCGUUCUCCCGCCUCGAUCCCUCCCCUUACACCUACCUCCGCGCCGCUUUCGCAAAGUCGGGAUCGCAUUCGCCUCGAAGCCCUCAAGACUCCCUUCGUUCACCUCCUCGCCGUCCGUGCCGUUUCCACCAAAUUCCUCGCUCGUCAGACCCGCGCGUCUCUGGAAGACUGCGCCGCCCUCGCCCAACAAUACGGCGUCAAGAAUCGGAUCAACCCGGAGAAGUUUGACCUCAAGGAUCGAACAUAUAAAGAACUCGAUGUGUGGAAGUUCCCGUACCCGUCUCAGGAAGAUCGCCAGGAGGCCAUUGAGAAUGCGAUCUCGGCAUUUGAUCGGUUGCGAAUCUCUCGCACCGACAAGCUCUGGCAGAUGCUUCUCCCCAAGGAAGAACGGGGUCAAGGCAAAUGUCUCUCGCGGCUGAACUUGCAGACGGGUCCGAAGAAGAAGCCGGAAACUCCUAAGAUUCAGGUACAAAGCGCCGAUGAUGCUGGCAAAGAGGGUUACACCACUGGCCCGGAUACCGACCGAACCGGCGGAAGUGGCUCUACCGCCAAAAACGUGGAGCCCACAUCUGCCCCCAAGCCCGUUGCAGGGACACAGAAGAAGAAAGCUGUCGAGAAAGAAACCGCCAAAAAGCCUGCCGCCAAGAGCAAGACCGCGGCCAACAGCACCUUGACUGGUCGCAUCACCAAAAAGGCAGAAAAGAAGCCGGUGACGAUGAAAACAGACGGCAAAUUCAAAUCAGCGGAAUAUGUCAAUGAUUCGGAUGACGAUGAUACGGACAUGCCAGAGGCGCCACCGGCAGAAAAGCCUAGGCUUGAGAAGACCAAGCCCAAACCCAAGCCCGCGAGCAAGCCGACCGAGGCCGCCCCUCGAGAAUCUUCUCAUGCUCCGACACCCAAGGUGGAUGCCCCCGAGGUUCCACCGCCCAAGUCGGAGCCUGCCUCGCAAACCUCUAACAAAUCUGUUUCGUCGAAGCGACUGCCAUCUGCUCGGGCUCCGGGCCAAAAGUCUCCCCAGAAGCCGUCUCCGCUUGGCUCUUCGCCGCCGACCAAUGCCUCCGAGCUGCAAAACCGCAGUCGUUCGUCCAGUCAAAAUAACACCUCCAGCUCUUCGUCCUCCUCCCCGCUGAUCACGCAGAUCGCCAAGACAAACAAAGUCACCAAGACUCUGCCCACCCCUGCGAAGCCGGUUAAGACCAAUGGAAUUGCGAAGUCGACUCCGGCGGUCAACCCGUUGAAGCGGAAGGCGGAAUUGGAGCGACCGGCGAUGACUCGACCUCUCGCGGCGGGACGGACCACGGGAGACUUGGAACACAAGCGUCGACGGGCCGUGAGCACGUCGAGCGGCAGUACUGGCAGCGCGUCGCCUCCCCUCAGUCGGGAAAUUCUUCUCCAGCAGCUGCGGGAGAAAUCGCAGUUGUUCAAGCAGAACUAUGCCAAAUAUCGCACGCUGCAUGAUUCCAUGGCGACCCAUCCGGACCCUCCGCGGGCGGACUUGGAACGUUUGCAAAGGCAGCACGCCAAGUUACAACGCAUGAAGAAAGAAAUCUGGGACGAAGACCGACGUCUGCGAGACCGACUAUAA